Molecule: messenger RNA, 2412 nt
Organism: Syngnathoides biaculeatus (alligator pipefish)
Lineage: Eukaryota; Metazoa; Chordata; Actinopteri; Syngnathiformes; Syngnathidae
Gene: csnk1e
Product: casein kinase 1, epsilon
Exons: 11
Coding region: 300-1577 (425 amino acids)
Biological process (GO): signal transduction; endocytosis; peptidyl-serine phosphorylation
Cellular component (GO): cytoplasm; nucleus
Molecular function (GO): ATP binding; protein serine/threonine kinase activity
Source: RefSeq, a predicted model, not a curated record
CCAUUCAUGCUGAAACGGAUGACAUCAUAGUCAGUUGGUGUAAAGUGGGAGGGUGGGUGCGUGAGGAAGAAGAAGAAGAAGUAGAAGAGGAGGAGGAGGAGGAAAGUGGAGGGAUUCUCGUGUCUGUUCAGCCCUCUUUUCCUCCUCACGCGGUCACAUCGCAACAAUGGGCGAAUCUUCCGAGGAAGCCCCGGGUCUUGCGAGGACAACGAGCCGCGGAUGUACGCCGCUGUCCCCGGCUCCCUAGUCAAACCGAAGCAUCAGCCCGACACGACCGUUAGACGGAGCAGUCAGUAGCAAUGGAGUUGAGAGUGGGAAAUAAGUAUCGCCUCGGGAGGAAGAUAGGGAGCGGAUCCUUCGGCGACAUUUACCUCGGCUCCAACCUUGCCACGGGAGAGGAAGUCGCCAUCAAGCUGGAAUGCGUAAAGACCAAACAUCCCCAGCUCCACAUUGAGAGUAAAUUCUACAAGAUGUUGCAGGGUGGAGGUGAGGCUCCCAGAGUUGGCAUCCCGUCCAUCAAAUGGUGCGGCGCCGAGGGCGACUACAACGUGAUGGUCAUGGAGCUGCUGGGCCCCAGUCUGGAGGACCUAUUCAACUUCUGCUCCCGCAAGUUCAGCCUGAAAACCGUCCUGCUCCUGGCCGAUCAAAUGAUCAGCAGGAUUGAAUACAUCCACCUGAAGAACUUCAUCCACAGAGACGUGAAGCCCGACAACUUCCUGAUGGGUCUCGGCAAGAAGGGCCACCUCGUCUACGUCAUCGACUUCGGCCUGGCGAAGAAAUACCGCGACUCCCGAACGCACCAGCACAUUCCCUACCGAGAGAACAAAAACCUCACCGGCACCGCCCGCUAUGCUUCUAUCAACACCCACUUGGGCAUUGAGCAAUCGAGGCGAGACGACCUAGAGUCGUUGGGGUACGUCCUGAUGUACUUCAACCUGGGAUCGUUGCCUUGGCAAGGGCUCAAGGCCGCCACCAAGAGGCAGAAGUACGAACGUAUCAGCGAAAAGAAAAUGUCGACUCCCAUUGAGAUGCUGUGCAAGGGCUACCCCUCUGUGUUCUCCACCUACCUGAACCUGUGUCGCUCUCUGCGCUUUGAAGACGAGCCAGACUAUUCAUACCUGAGGCAGCUCUUCAGGAACCUUUUCCACAGACAAGGCUUCUCUUAUGACUACGUCUUUGACUGGAGCAUGCUCAAGUUUGGAGGCAGCAGGACGGUUGAAGAUGGAGACAAAGAACGAAAGGUGGAAAAAGACAAAGACGAGCGAGCAGGCGAAGGCCAGAGAGUCGCUGGAGGUCGAGCUUUGCUGUCUGGAUCCAAAGCUUCAGCCGCCAACCGAGUCAAAAACGACGCAGAUGUCAUUCAGUCUAAAGCAGUCACUUGCGGCGUCCAGCAGUCAGGUAACUGCUCCCCUCAGGUUGCUCGAGCGGAACGGGUCGAGCGAGAGCGCAAAGUGGCCAUGAGGCUUCAUCGUGGCGCCCCCGCCAACGUGUCCUCCUGUGACAUUUCGGCGCGCCUCGACCAAUCACGCAUAACUGCAUCACAGGUCAGUGUGCCAUUUGAACAUUUGGCAAAGUGAGUUCUUUUCGACUGGCCUGCUGGUCAGAGGCAGAUAAAUGAAACCACGGGGGAGCGGAAGAGCAGGAAGAAGGUGCGGUGCCAGCCCCUAAACAGGGAGUUCAGUGAUGUGUCCGCGUGUCAACUCUGGUGACCAGAGGGAGCGGAAGUAACGCUUCAAUGAUGGAAACCGGUGGGCCAGGAAAAAACCUUUAAUAGUACUGGCCCAGUACUGUUUAUCUUGUGGAGAGGGGGGUGGGGUUUGGGGUGGCGAGGCGGGGGGGGCUGUACAAUAACCAAUAAUCACGUGUCCAAUAGACUCAGAGGCUCAACUCGCAAAAAACACAUCACAUCCAAUUGCACAAACAUUCAGGUUUCUGUGGUUUACAGAUAUAACGUUAAUGUUAAAGAGUUAAAUAAGCUGCAUAUUGAUGUCUUUCAUACAAAAAUACAGGUAUAACCAGUGUGGCAGUCAGGCGUAUCAUUUGUGUAUUUAGACCUUUCUUAGAAAUAGUCUAAAAAGUCCACGUGUUACUAUCGUACUUGUUCAUCACCCAGCUUUGCCUCCGAGUCCAAAAUAUAAAAUGCAGGAAUGUUGAAUUAUAGAAUGUACAAAAAGCCUGCAUUGUCUCUCUUGAUGUGUUAAAAGGAGACAAUGUAAAUAAGGAAUGAGGAAAUAAACUCAAUGGCUGAAUGUUACUCUGACUCCUUAUUUAAAUAUGUAAGUAAAACAUUCUUGCUAAUGUUCUGUAUGUCUGUUUUUUUUAUUGUUGUACAGUUAUGUUUAAUUUGGGGAAAAUGUAAAUGACAAUUACCAGAAUGUAUUAGAUCAAGCUAAAGAUGGUUAUCCCUAUAAA